Messenger RNA from Bubalus bubalis (water buffalo), 4573 nucleotides. It is a transcript of the gene XRCC3, whose product is annotated as X-ray repair cross complementing 3. Lineage: Eukaryota; Metazoa; Chordata; Mammalia; Artiodactyla; Bovidae. Bases 2464 to 3813 code for a protein of 449 amino acids. The transcript is spliced from 8 exons. The record is from RefSeq and is a predicted model, not a curated record. Gene Ontology annotation, cellular component: replication fork; Rad51C-XRCC3 complex. Gene Ontology annotation, biological process: double-strand break repair via synthesis-dependent strand annealing; resolution of mitotic recombination intermediates; t-circle formation. Gene Ontology annotation, molecular function: ATP-dependent DNA damage sensor activity; four-way junction DNA binding; ATP binding.
CCCGCCGCCCGCCGCCCGCCGCCCCCUGCCCGGCCCGAGCCCCGCGGGAGCCCCGCCCCGCCCCGCCAGCGUGGCUGACAGCGUCCGCGUCCAGUCGCCAAGCCAGGCCCAGAGCGCGGACCAAUCGGCGCCAGGGAUCCGCCCCGCCGCCACGUGCUCCAAUCGACGCAAGGUCGCCUCCCCCGCCCCCCUGCGGCCGGCCACCAAUGGUCAGCGAGGACCCGCCCAAGCACGCCCCACCCGCUAGGGGCGACUGAGACUUCGGAUUGGCCAGUCAGUCGGCGACGUGGGCUCCGCUUCUCUUCUGAUUGGCGCAUCCGGCGCGGAGCGCCCUGCGCUCAUUGGAGGAGGAGGCAGGGGUGGGGCGGUGCGAAGGAGCGUGAGGAGCGCGGGAGAGGUGAGGACGCGGGUGGCCACUGCGGUCCCGAGCGGCCGGAGUCCGGGGUGGCCUUGGGCGUAGAGACCGCUGGGAAGCGGGCAGGGCCCGGCUGGGCGCCCGCGCGGCCCUGCUGCUGGGAUUCGCGGCGGGGGCCGGCCGGCGCCUCCCCAGUGCCCGGAUCGGCGGUGCGCAGCCGCGGACGGGCAGGCGGGACCGCGGAGCCAGGGCCCCCGCUAGCCCCGGGGGUGGGAGGGGGCCGGGCGGAUGCCGGGCAGGGCUGAGACGGAGGGCCUCGGUCCCCGGGCGGUGAGCCCGCGCAGCUGCAGAGCCUGCUCAGGCUGUGCGUCCGCGCCGGGGCCGCGGGGUGGGGCGCGGAGGGUGGGGUCGGGCUCAGAGCGUGCCAGGUGGGAAGCGCAGGUGUGCGUGGAUGGCAGGAUGCGGCUGCAGCGUCCCCUGGUCUGUCAGGACGGCCCAGGCGGGGGCCUGCUGGACACGCAGGCCAGGGGGACUGGGGAAUGAGUGCUCAAAGCCGCAGGGGCUGAAAAGAGGAGAGUUCCCCGGAGGAGCAAGAGGGUCCUGCGAAGGGAGCGGGGCCAGAAGUCCAGGCUGGCCGGCUCUGGAGAAACCACAGUGCUGGCCUAGGCAGGGGAGGACCUGUGUGGCCGCCCACGGGGUCCGGUGAAAGCUCCCUACAGCAGCCCUGGGAUGAAGGCGUGCUCAUUGGCACCCUUUCUGGGAGGGGAGCAGGAAAAGAAAGGAAACGUCUUGAGAGGGAGCUGGACACCCUCAGGCGGGUCAGCCUCUGGAUGACCGAGUUCUGCGGUCCAAACCGUUCCCUUUGGAGUUGUUAACAGAUGGGCAGUGCAAACGCGGGGUCAGGGGCUUAGAGCCCAGGCCUGGACCUGCAUCCCGGGCCACCCACUUGCUGGCUGUGUGACCUGAAGCUUGUUGCUUAACCAUUCUGUGCUUCUGUUUUCUUGCCAGCAAUACAAGGGUUGUAAUACUUCUGGUGUGACGUUCAUACCUGUCACACACUUGGACUGUUUGGUAAAUGUCAGCCCUCAACCUUUGAUGAUUUUAGAGCAACAGCCUGGAGCUGUGUGUAUUGAUCCUUUGCCUGAAAUCAGAGAAGGAAUAACAGUUUCCGUUUGUGGGGAUUUGGCUAGCUGCCUCCCCCAGGGUUCCUCCCACCUCACCCAACCCCGUCUGGUACUGGGUCGAGUGGGAGCGGUGCUUAGUGCAUCAGUUCAGAAAGAUCUUCCCUCCUCCCAUUGAGUCUUCAGUGUGAAUCAAUUAAAGCCGCCAGGAACCUGACUGUUGUCCCCAGAGUGGGGGUGGGCCCAUCCCAGCCUCUUUGGCGGCACAGAAGUCCUCGGGCCACCUGAGAACCCCAGAGACACAGGAGAGUGAUUACACCUGGGGAGGAGUCUCGUGUUUGGCCCAGGGGUUCACAUGCCUUCAUGCUCGCUCAGCAGCAGCACCUGCUGUUAAUUGUUCCCUGAGACCUGCACGCAAUGCUCCCGGGGGCUGCCCAGGCCCGCCCGUGCCCAUGCUGGGUGCUGCGGGGCACACACUUGUCCCUGGCGGCUUCACCUGGGCCCCUCCUGGGGCUCUCGGUGGGGCUCCCGGGCCUGUGUCAGGUAGCAGCAGGUGCUCUACUUGGGCUCGAGGCCCCAUGGUUGGUCACCGCUGACUCUCCUGUGUGUGUCCAGUUGCUCUCAGGAUUGGGUUUUACAUCCAGGCACUUCCCGGCCGAGUCCCCGCACAGGCUUCCCUCUCACGGUCAUUCAGAAUCCAGACCUCCUGGUCCCAGAACUGCCUCUAAGGGCCUGGGGCCACCCCAAGACAGCCGAUGGGUGCUGGGUAGCCAGGCCCUCGCUCCUGACCAGACUGGAUGAGGGGCGGGUGGCCUGUCUCUCGAAGCUUCAGGGACAACCCCAUACCGUGAGGGUCAGCGGUGUCCAUGCGGAAGGCCAAGUCCACGCUGUGCUGCCCCCCUCGGUGUCAGGAGCCCCGGGGCAUGGGCCUUCCUGCUGCUGCUGCUGGCUGCUGGGCCAGCCUCAGCCGAGUGGCCACAGCCUGGCAUGGCCGCCCCGCUGCCACCCCGCCCACCAUGCUGCUCUGGGCCAGGGGCCAGGGCAAGCUGCAGGCCAGGUGGGCAAGGUGUCCGUUGUCCUUUGUUGGAGUGGCUCAGUGGUCACGGUGGUUCCGACCUCCUGGGUGCCCACGGGAUCCACCACUCACCUUCCCGCUCUCUCCAGAUCCCCACAGAGACGUGCUCAGGGGAGCAUACGCCAGGGAGUGCAGCGUGGGCCCGGCACCCGUGCCCCAGAGAGGCCGCUCAAGGGGGCGGCCGGCACAUCGUGUCGCAGGGCAGUCGUCCGUCUCUGGUUGUCCCUGCUGAAGACAUGGAUUUGGAUCAGCUGGACCUGAAUCCCAGAAUCGUCGCUGCAGUUAAGAAAGCCAAACUGAGGUCAGUGAAGGAGGUCCUGCAUCUUUCUGGACCAGAUCUGCAGAGACGGACCCGCCUCUCCAGCCCCGACGUGCAGCUCCUGCUGAGGGCGGCUGCCUCACUCCUACGGGGACAUGGAGUGUGCACAGCGCUGCACCUGCUCCGGCAGGAGGGGCCGUUCCCUGAGCAGCACCAGCGCCUGAGCCUGGGCUGCCCUGUGCUGGAUGCGCUGCUCCGUGGCGGGCUGCCCCUGGACGGCAUCACAGAGCUGGCUGGACGCAGCUCGGCGGGGAAGACCCAGCUGGCGCUGCAGCUCUGCCUGGCCGUGCAGCUGCCGCGGCACCACGGAGGCCUUGGGGCUGGGGCUGUGUACGUGUGCACAGAGGACGCCUUCCCCAGCCGCCGUCUGCAGCAGCUCAUCGCCCAGCAGCAGCGCCUGCGGGCAGACGUCCCGGGGGACGUGAUCUCCAAGAUCAAGUUCGGCCACCAGAUCUUCAUCGAGCACGCAGCCGACGUGGACACCCUGCUGCAAUGCGUGAGCGAGAAGGUGCCGGUGCUGCUGGCACGCGGCAUGGCCCGCCUGGUGGUCAUCGACUCCGUGGCAGCCCCCUUCCGCUGCGAGUUCGACGGGGCGGCCCUGGCCCUCAGGGCCCAGCGUCUGCUGGCGCUGGGGGCUGAGCUGCGACGGCUGAGUUGCGCCUUCCGGAGCCCCGUGCUGUGCAUCAACCAGGUGACAGAGGCCGUGGAGGAGCAGGACUCGGUGGCCGGGCCGCCAGGGAUGUCCCCAGCCCUGGGGAUAACCUGGGCCAACCAGCUGCUUGUGAGGCUGCUGGCCGAACGGCAGCGCCCUGAGGAGGCGCCUCUCGCCCCGCCUGGCCGCACCCUCAGGGUAGUCUCCGCCCCCCACCUGCCGGCCUCAUCCUGCUCCUACACGAUCGCCACCGAGGGCGUGCGGGGGACGCCUGGGACUGCAUGCAGCUGACUGCAGGGUACAGGACCCCCUUGGGGUGGGGAGCUGCCCCUGCUGCAGGAGCCGGCUAGGCCCAUCUGCGGAAACCCCUCUGGGCCCAUGAGGACUCGUCUAUGAGGGCAGCCGGUCCAGUGUGCUGCAGUGGCUGGGACCUCAGUCCUGGCCUUGGGGGCAGGGGUGUCCACUCCGGCAGGAACUCCUGCCCAGACCCAGUUCAGUUCCCCCACCACGGCCGGCGCUUCUGCAUGGAACACGGGCCCUCUGCUCAGCCCAGCCACGACCAUCCGGUUUGGAAGCACCCCCGCAGUCACCGAGGACACACUGGCCCAGUUCCGGAAGGGCUGAGUCACCUUCGCCCACCGUUGCCACGCCUCUGCCCAGCAGCUGUGGACGAACACGUGCCGGGUGAAGGCGCCCGCCGCCCCGGGCCCUCCGCGGCACUGGGCUCUGCUGGGACUCCCCCACCCGCCCUCUCACAGCUGCUGUGCUGGCGGGGUGCAGGCUGACCUGCCCCGACACGGCUCGCCCCGCAGGCUCGCAGCCGGGCCGCCAGCCCCGGCUGUCAGCACGCUGUCUGUCGUGUGUUUUUCUAGGACAGGAUGAUCCAUUUCCAGCUUUCAUCACGUUUUCAGAGUAGCCUGUGACCCUAAAAGACCGAGUGGCUAGUGUUAAAUAGGAAAAGCUUCUUUCAGGGUUGGAGUUUUACAGAAGAGCCUUUCUGCAAAGUACAGGGACUUUACAACAGAAAAUAAAAGUUUAUUUUUGUAAUUAA